AUGGCUACAGAGGAUGAAAAAAUCGCUGCCACCGCGCACUUUGAACCCAUUGCUCAACCGAAGCCUGCUACUAUACCACCGAACUCUACUUCCCAGUCACUUGUCGACCAAGUCAGCCUUUUCGUUGCACACGCGGACAGAACAACCUUGAUUUCAACUGCGGCCGGCGCUGUUGCCGUGUCGUAUGUGCUGUUCGGAAGGCUUGCACUUCUUCUUAUUGGUGCCAUUGGAGGAGUGGUCCUGCACAUAUGGUGGGAAGGGCAGAACAGCGGAGCGGACGGUGAUAAUGAAGGAGCAGCAAAGCGCAAACGGCAUGAGCUUAGCUUGGAGGUGGCCAACAGGUUGACAGCUUUAUACGCUGACAACGCCUCCAAGGUGGAUGACGAUGAGGCCGCUAGCUCAGGAGAGUCUGCCCUAGAUUACUCGAGGAUGGGGCCAGCAACAGAAGUCGCAUUGACUGCUCUAACUAAUUCGGUGAUUGCAGACUAUGUAAGCUGGUGGUAUAAACCAAUUUUACCAUCUGAGGACCAGUUUCCUGAAGCAUGCCGCAAUACACUCGUGAGCAUGGUCCUGGCUGUGUCAUCCCGCGUUUCCCGCAAACGGCCUGCCGACAUGUUCCUGCAGUUUGCGACUAAUUCAACAUCCUUCAUGAUUGUAUUCUUCAGUGAACUGUCUGCUGCUGUCGGCACAGCCACAACCGGGUCUAGGCCCGUGGCGGACUCUAUAGACGAAUACCUGGACAAAAACCCAGAAAGCAGUCUAGCCAAUGUGCUAUCAUCCGACCAACAGGAAAAUAAGCUUGGUCUCGUUGGAACAGACAUACUCAAAACCUUCCUUGAACCAUCGGUUUAUAACUGUGGUCCUCUACGCAUUUUUCUGCGUGAAGUUUUGUCUCGGUUGAUACUACAACCCACUAUAGAUAUGUGUUCUGAUGCAGAGUAUAUCAAUACCUGGAUUGUAUAUCUACUUGAGCAAGGGGAGCCGCAGCUUCUGAAUGCCAUUGAUGCAGGGCUAGAGCAAGCAGACAACAUCAAACAUAAAAGGCCGAUCAGUACAGGGACUCCAACAACCAAUGAAUUGGAAAGGGAGGUCUCCAAUAUUGCUCCUAAUCUUGGAGAUCAGAAGCCAGUCGAACAAGUGCAGUCUGCAAAGCAGCUUUCCGAUAUCAAUUUUGCACAUAAUGAAAAUCUCAGUACAGUAGCAAACUUAGGAGACACCCCUAGACCACAAAACACUGAGCAGACAAGCAGGGAUUCUGCCGUAUAUACACAUAUACCCACUGACUCCUCUUCAUCCAAUACCACCGAUCCCAAACCCACCCCUGGCUCAAGCGGCAGCGUCAACGAAAACCCUCUCAAUAGCCCCCCUCUUGGCAGCCAAACAACGCCAAUUUUAGAUAGUGCUAGCCCCUCCCCAGUUACGGCACAGCCUUCGCAGUUUCGCGGCUCCUCGGUUUCCAUUAUCGAAGACUUCAACGAAGAUGACAAAAGCAAUAUACGCUCAAAGCCAACGAGCGAGUAUCUGAUCCAGAUUGAGCCCAGCAACACUAAGCUUACUGGCUGGAUGAUUGCUAGGAAGUAUAGCGAUUUUGAAAUACUGCAUGAAACUCUACGACGGAUUUCCGUUGUAUCUGGAAUUUCUGAUUUCUCCCUACACCACAAUGAAUUACCUGGGUGGAAAGGAAGAAACAGAAGUAGCUUACGAGUUUCCCUUGAGAAAUACCUACAGGCAGCUUUACAAUAUGAGCAACUAGCAGAAUGUGAGGGGAUAAAAAAAUUUUUGGAGAAGGGGCGGCAAUCCGGCCUCGAGCCGGACUCUGCCUUGCCUAAGUCUGGAUUUCCGUUUGCAGCACCUGCGGCUGUUUUUGAAAACGUGGGCAAGGGAGUAAUGGGUGUCCUGGGAACUGCGCCGAAGGGUGUUGCAAAUAGUGGAAAGGCCCUCGUCGGCGGGGUUUCAGGGAUAUUCGGGGCCUCGGGGAACGACAGCAGGAAGCGAGUCAACAGUAAUGCAGCAGACAGGCCUACGGCUAUUCGCGGUACCUCCAUGGAUAUCCAACCGUCAGCCAUGAAGAGCUUCACAGCUCACUCUAAGAAUCUCUCAAUGAGUAACUUGCAGGAGCGGCCUCGAACGGUGUUCCAGCCGCAGCCAGCCCAUCAAGAAACUGAAUCGGGAGAUAUCAGUGCUGAAUUACCUACUUCGACCGCUCGUGCUAGUAGUUCGUUGGCUAGCUCUUGUGAAAAUUUAGCAGAAGAAGGAAAUAUUACACCGCAGUCAUCACCGGAUACCCUAGAUGCACCGCAUGUGGCCCUUCCCCCAGCGGGCAACAUCGAGACCAAUGCAGAGCCAGUAGAUAAAGAUAAAGCUGAAUCCACCAGCUCGAAUGGUAUAGAAUCACCGCCAAAGAGAAGUUCGGAGGGUCGCAAUUACGCCCCUGUUUCAGAGGAAGAAGCAGUCGUCGUGGUUGAACUGCUUUUUGCGGUAAUCAACGAAGUCUACAGUCUUUCAUCGGCGUGGAAUAUCCGGAAGAGACUGCUGAACGCUUCGAAAUCUUUCCUGUUGCGCCCGGGAAACCCUAGUUUGGAGGCUAUUCGGGCUCUACUCCAAGAUUCAAUCAUUGAUGGCAAUACGACCGAUGAGGCGCUAGCUGGGUAUAUAACUAAGCUACACAAAAGCAGCUUACCAACAGAGGAGGAUAUAAAGGCAUAUCCUCCUCCGCUAUCGUUAGAGCAGAAAGAACAGCUCAGGAUCAAGGCCCGGGCACUACUGAUAAGUAGAGGCAUGCCGCCAGCUCUAAUGGGUAUUAUGGGUGCAAAUGCGACUGGAGAGGCCCUUGGGAAAAUAUUUGACUGUCUACAGAUACCAUCUGUUGGCAGAGCUUUCGUCUUUGCCAUCCUUCUGCAGGCGAUCAGAGUGAUGACACAAUGA
Nannizzia gypsea CBS 118893 is the source of this 2925-nucleotide messenger RNA. Its product is annotated as PX domain-containing protein. Lineage: Eukaryota; Fungi; Ascomycota; Eurotiomycetes; Onygenales; Arthrodermataceae. Gene Ontology annotation, cellular component: intracellular membrane-bounded organelle. Gene Ontology annotation, molecular function: phosphatidylinositol binding. Bases 1 to 2925 code for a protein of 974 amino acids. The transcript has 2 exons. The record is from RefSeq and is a predicted model, not a curated record.